AUGCAGAAAGCCCUCUCGAAACUGUACUUGCCACGAACAUCGAUGGGUCCCUGGGAACAGAUUCAAAAAGAGAUUACAUCAUUGACAAGAGAAAUCGAUGAAUGGGCGGCAGAAGCGCUACCUGAAGUGCUCGGCCCAGUGGACUCUAUUCAAGAACACCGCGUCCAGCGCGAGCGGUUGUUGCUCCGCUUCCACUACCAUAGCGCCAGAUUAGUUAUCUCUCGCCCAAGCCUUUGCCGCCUCGAGCGACGCAUCAAAGCCCAGAGUGAUGCUUCGGCAACCUUUGAUCAGAACACGGCCGAUACAUGUGUUCAAGCUGCUCACGAGGUAACGAGGCUUUUCCCUGACCAACCGGACUUGAUAUUUAUUUACCAGCAAAGUCCGUGGUGGUGCACUGUACACUACAUCAUGCAGGCGAUAGCGGUUUUCCUCCUUAAGAUGUCCUCAGAAAUUGGCACGACCCAAAAGGAAGAAGAACUUUCCAAGAGCAUCGAUAAGCUAGUUCGAUGGCUCCGGUGGAUGAGUCCAGGGAAUGCCGUCGCCAAGCGCGCGCACGAAGUGGUAAUGGACAUUAUCAGGACCAGAGUACCGCGAGUCCGAACUGAAAAUUACAAUAUUUUGGCAGAGGAACAGGCAAGGCUGUCUUCCAACUAUCCAACGGCGACCUCCAACGUUGAUACCCAGUCCACUGCCACUUUCGAAAAAGAGCAGCCUGUACAGGCCUCUGGGGAAUUCCAGCCAGGUCAGUACUUUAUGCUAGACCCGGCCCUGCAAAUGCGUCCAACCUUCAGCAGCCCCUUCAUAACGGAUUUCGAUCAAUCUAAUCUGCUGUAUACCCGAUUCUUUCCAAGUGGACAUCCUAUGGAAGAGGAUACAUGGAUGGGGUACCCGAAUCUUCCAGAAAACAAUCAGUGGCCACCUGCUUGA
This is a messenger RNA of Alternaria atra, 927 nucleotides long. RefSeq lists its product as uncharacterized. The record is from RefSeq and is a predicted model, not a curated record. The transcript has a single exon. Bases 1 to 927 code for a protein of 308 amino acids. NCBI's taxonomy places the organism in Eukaryota, Fungi, Ascomycota, Dothideomycetes, Pleosporales, Pleosporaceae.